Molecule: messenger RNA, 219 nt
Organism: Saccharomyces paradoxus
Lineage: Eukaryota; Fungi; Ascomycota; Saccharomycetes; Saccharomycetales; Saccharomycetaceae
Gene: TFB5
Product: TFIIH complex subunit TFB5
Exons: 1
Coding region: 1-219 (72 amino acids)
Biological process (GO): nucleotide-excision repair; transcription by RNA polymerase II; nucleotide-excision repair, preincision complex assembly
Cellular component (GO): transcription factor TFIIH core complex; transcription factor TFIIH holo complex
Source: RefSeq, a predicted model, not a curated record
AUGGCUAGAGCAAGAAAGGGUGCACUGAUCCAAUGUGAUCCAUCUAUCAAAGCACUCAUAUUGCAAAUCGACGCAAAGAUGAGCGAUAUAGUACUGGAGGAGUUAGAUGACACCCAUCUUUUAGUAGAUCCAUCGAAAGUAGAAUUUGUUAAACAUGAACUAAAUAGAUUAUUAUCUAAGAAUAUAUAUAAUCCAAUGGAUGAAGAAGAAAAUCAAUAA